This is a messenger RNA of Oncorhynchus mykiss (rainbow trout), 2931 nucleotides long. Its product is annotated as dopamine receptor D5. Gene Ontology annotation, biological process: positive regulation of MAPK cascade; G protein-coupled dopamine receptor signaling pathway; adenylate cyclase-activating adrenergic receptor signaling pathway. Gene Ontology annotation, cellular component: plasma membrane. Gene Ontology annotation, molecular function: dopamine neurotransmitter receptor activity, coupled via Gs; G protein-coupled receptor activity. The record is from RefSeq and is a predicted model, not a curated record. NCBI's taxonomy places the organism in Eukaryota, Metazoa, Chordata, Actinopteri, Salmoniformes, Salmonidae.
AUAACAUCCCGUCGCCAAUGAGCGACGCGCUUCAAUUUUGGCGAUUUCGCGCACCGAACGCCCAGUUCUGCUCAGCGUGGACGCAACACAUUUGUUGCAAAUUCACUAAGCAAUCUCAAAUCUUUCGUUUGUAUAUUAUUUCAAAUAGAAUGGCAGUUGAGGAGACGACAGAGCCCCGUGAGUUGAUUACUACUGUGUCCCCUGACGCGCAUGAAGCCAUGGACUGGCUUUCCACUUGAGAGGAGGACACAUGGAGAACCCCGCGAAAUACCUCUCAGUGCACGAGAGCCACUCCGUCCCGUUACCUCUUGGGGAGAUUAUGUGGAACUCGACCGAAUCGGAGGCAACAUCCAACGGUGGAAAGGAAUUGGUCAUCCGGACAGUGACGGGCUGUUUGCUCUCCCUGCUCAUCCUGUGGACACUACUGGGAAACAUUAUGGUGUGCUCCGCCGUACUCCGAAUUCGGCACUUACGAAGUAAAGUGACCAACAUUUUCAUCGUUUCUUUGGCUGUGUCGGAUUUAUUCGUUGCAGUUCUGGUGAUGCCAUGGAAAGCUGUGGCCGAGGUGGCGGGGUAUUGGCCCUUUGGUACUUUUUGUAAUUACUGGGUGGCUUUUGAUAUCAUGUGCUCAACUGCGUCCAUCCUCAACCUCUGCAUUAUCAGCGUGGAUAGAUAUUGGGCCAUAUCAAGUCCGUUCCGGUACGAGAGAAAAAUGACCCAACGAGUUGCCUUCGUUAUGAUAAGCGUCACGUGGACGUUGUCUGUACUUAUUUCAUUCAUACCAGUCCAACUGAACUGGCACAAAGCCAGCGAAGACGAAACAGUUGGAGUCCAUAACGCCUCCUUGGGUGAAGUAGAAGAAAACUGUGACUCUAGCCUCAACAGAGAAUACGCCAUAUCUUCAUCUUUAAUAAGUUUCUACAUACCCGUAGCAAUUAUGAUUGUGACAUACACGAGAAUAUAUCGGAUUGCUCAGAUCCAAAUCAGGAGGAUAGCUUCCCUAGAGCGCGCGGCGGAGCACGCGACAAGUUGCAGGGCCAACAACAGACUCGAGUGCCAACACCACAAUACCUUGAAAACAUCUAUUAAAAGGGAAACCAAAGUUUUAAAAACGUUAUCGAUCAUUAUGGGCGUCUUUGUGUGUUGUUGGUUACCUUUCUUUAUUUUGAACUGCAUAGUUCCAUUUUGUGAUAAACCACCGACUGACAAAGACGCAGGUCUCCCUUGCGUGAGCGAGACAACUUUUGACGUUUUUGUUUGGUUCGGCUGGACUAAUUCAUCCAUGAAUCCUAUUAUUUACGCUUUUAACGCAGAGUUCAGAAAAGCAUUUGCCAGUCUGCUGGGUUGUCGUAAUUUCUGCUCCAGAACACCCGUUGAAACUGUAAACAUUAGCAACGAGCUGGUCUCUUACAACCAGGACACCCUUGUCCACAAAGAAAUCGUGAAUGCCUACGUCAAUAUGAUCCCCAACGUAGUGGAAUGCAUUGAGCACGAGGACACGUUUGACAGGAUAUCACAGUUAUCUCACAACAAUGAAAAUGCCACCGACUCUGUUUGUGACUUGGAAGACUGUGAGGCAGAUAUUAGCCUCGACAGGAUGACACCAUUCACCCCUAAUGGUUUACAUUGAAUACACCUCGACAGGAUGACACCAUUCACCUCCAAUGGUUUACAUUGAAUACACCUCAACAGGAUGACACCAUUCACCUCCAAUGGUUUACAUUGAAUACACUUGUAACACCUCGUGCGUAAAAUGAUGUAUUGCUUCAAUCAGAUAUUUGAGAUGUUGUGUUGUUGUCCCAUGCUGAAAAGUGACGUAAAUUGGUGUCUUAUUACAUAAGAAAAGUCUAUGUUUAUUAAUUUAUACUAAGGUUAUGGCUUCUAAGUUCUAUGUAUUCGGAGCAGCAGAUGUAAUGCAACCAGUUGCUCUUAUUGACCAAGUGGGUUCUAUUUGCGGUGAGGUACCCAUUAUUGAGUUCAGAUAUUAUACUGCUUAUCAUUUUCACGCUCAAUGACAGCGUGCCGGACUUUUACAGACUAUGGAAAAGGAGCAAAGCCUUACAAGGCAGUGUAACCACGCACGUUCAUCACAUGCAGUUGUUUAAAACGCCUUAUUUAUUCUGGGAAAGAGUGCAAUAUAGUUUUGAAACAAGGGAAAUGUUACAGGAUUGUAAUAUGUUUAAUUUAAACGAGGCCAAAAUAUUUAAAGUGCUCCUCUCUCUCUCUCUCUCUCUCUCUCUCUCUCUCUCUCUCUAUCUAUCUAUCUAUCUAUCCUGCUCUCUAUGUGUCUGUCUCUCUGUCGUACACAGACAUAACUGCACAGCAAAUUUGCCCACGCACACAUUAGACAAAGCAUUCUCAAUCGAAUUAUGCACAUAGAGCAGGCUUGCUUGACUUUAUCCAUAAUAAAUCCACACCGAUUCAAAUCGACUUAGGAACUGUUGGAAACCUUAACUUGACUGAUUUUGGUGAACACCUGCUAAGUACGAUAAGCUUAAUUAUUACUUAGUGGAUGUUCUAUUCUCUGUGUGAUAUUCUACCUCUCUAUUUGGUGAUACAAAUGGCCAAGAUGCACAAAUCCAACCGUCUCCAUGCGCCAAAGUAUGGCAUCCAUAUUAGGAAGUCCACCAGACAACAUACAUUAAGUUAAUUGACUUGAUGCAUCUCCCUCAUAGCCAGUUAAUGAUAAACUUUUAAGAUCACAUAUGUCUACAAAUUAAUCAACAAUUCAGAUGAUGUGCAAUGAGGUAAUACAGAAACUUGGUGUGAAACUCCACAGUGGGACCAUGGUCGGCUGGAUGUAGCCUACAUUUCACCUCAGCUAAUGUCCAUCUUUUGAUAAUGUACAAAUGGCAAUGAUAUUGAAUGUAUACUGUCAUUCAAACAGUGAAGUGUGUCAUCAUUUUGUAAUAAAAUGCUAUCUAGCAGAGA